UAUAUUUUAGACAGAUAUUUUACUUUUGCGCUAUAUUUUAGUUUUAAGUGGUCAUUUAUAAGUGUCAAAUUUUUGUUGCUUUUUUUUUACCUUGUUAUUAUUAUCUGAUAGAAGUUAUCACUGCAGGUAUAAUUGGCAUAAACGUAGAUAAAUAGCGAUUUAUGUAGUCUUUGUCUGAAGAACCGAAUGAGGAUGACAUCAAAAUUAUCAUUAUGCACAUUAAGGAAUGUGGAAAAGCUGUUUUUAGUGUCCCAUGUCGGGACAGUGAGGUGGAUGUCAAUAGGGAUGCAGAAAGGUUCAAAUUUCUUUUUCAGACAGUUAUUUGAUACAUUGAGCAGCACAUAUACAUAUUUGCUAGGUGACAUGAAGACAAAGGAAGCUGUCUUGAUUGACCCCGUACUGGAACAUGCGGAGAGAGAUGCCUCUCUGAUAAAGGAACUGGGCUUUAACUUAAUUUAUGCAAUGAACACUCAUAUGCAUGCUGAUCAUAUAACUGGAACGGGGAAGCUGAAAUCACUUAUCCCAGGUUCAAAGAGUGUGAUAGGCAAGGCGUCUGGAGCUAAAGCAGAUAUACACCUAGUCGAUGGGGACUCGGUUAGCUUUGGAGGUCAUAAGUUGUUAGCAACUGCGACUCCUGGACAUACAAAUGGAUGUCUUACAUAUAUUUGUCAUGAACAGGGUAUUGCCUUCACAGGCGAUACGCUAUUGAUCAGAGGUUGUGGCCGAACAGAUUUUCAAGAAGGCUCAUCAGAAUCUUUAUACAAUUCAGUGCAUACUAAGAUAUUCACUUUGCCCGACAAUUACACGCUUUACCCAGCUCACGAUUAUAAAGGACAAACCGCAACAACUGUAUUAGAGGAGAAAAAGUAUAACCCAAGGUUGACAAAGCCUUUGAACGAGUUUAUUCAGAUCAUGAACAAUUUGAAUUUACCAUACCCGAAGAUGAUUGAUAAAGCGGUGCCAGCAAAUAGAGUAUGUGGAUUGUAUUGACAAGAAAUCAACAUUACUUAUAUUGUUAUAUAAACUCAUUUUCGUUACCAUUUAAUAAAAAUAUUUAUAAAAAAAUUAUUUCGUAAAAAGGGCGUAGUAUAAGCUUGUAAAGGAAGAUUAUAUGUGAAAAUGUAAAAUAAAUUACUACAUAUAUUUAUCUUGAACUGUUACCUAAUUUAUUGUUGAAAGUAAAAUAUUGUCUAUAUAUUGAAAAGUUUAUUUAGUAAUAGAUGAAUUUAUGUACGCAAUCAAAUGUUCCAUUAAAAAUCAAAUUAAUAUUUUA
Melitaea cinxia (Glanville fritillary) is the source of this 1273-nucleotide messenger RNA. RefSeq names its product persulfide dioxygenase ETHE1, mitochondrial. NCBI's taxonomy places the organism in Eukaryota, Metazoa, Arthropoda, Insecta, Lepidoptera, Nymphalidae. The transcript is spliced from 6 exons. Gene Ontology annotation, biological process: hydrogen sulfide metabolic process; glutathione metabolic process. Gene Ontology annotation, molecular function: sulfur dioxygenase activity. The coding region runs from base 187 to 990 and encodes 267 amino acids. The record is from RefSeq and is a predicted model, not a curated record.